AAUGAGCUGCAGAGCACAACAAAGAUCAACCUUUGCACAGCAUUUCUCUAUGUCACAGGCAAACGCAGAAGAAAAUGUUAAAGCUCAUUUGAAGUAUGUGGGAAGUCGAAGAGAGUAGGUGUAAUCUGAUGCCGCUGGGAUUCUGAUGAACAGGUGACCAGGACCUGGUUUGACUGCUUCAGGAGUUCGAUUUAUAUUCCAGCUAUCCAUCAACACCAGCAGGUCACUUGUCACUCAAUCUUGCCACCUAGUGGAGUUCCAAAGGUUCAGCUCUGAUCCGGCAAAGUGAAACCAGCCAACUACUCCCCUCAUCUGGGGAGUUGCAUUCCCUGCAACAUCUUCCGAUCAUCAUAUUCAACCUUUUACCUACUGGGAAGAACGUAACACAAAACAGCUGAAAAUGAAAAUAAUGAAAAGCAUGAUUUCGAGUUUUCUGCGUGUGUUGCAGAACACAAAGUGACCUAUCCGGGAGAUAUCCUCACAACGAGAGGUUUAAUGCAAGAGUUGGUUCACUUAAAGCAAGCAAAAGGCCUAAUUCAGCAGAAAAUAAAUAAAAAAAAAAAGACUCCAGCAGAGACAUCAAAAGGAAAUGGCAUCAUCAGUAAAUCAAACAUCCAUCCCACCACUAACAAUUAAUGGCACUGCGACAACCAGCAUACCAAAAUACCCCAGUCACAACUGGGAGUUUUUGGUUGGUGUUCUGGCCACAGCCAUUUCCGUCUCCCUUAUCCUCGCCCUUCUCGCCAAAUGUCAAGUAGUCCGACGUUACCUGGCCAGCUACAGACACACACGCCUGAGGGAGCCUGAUACUGUUAGCCAUUCUGACUCUUCAGGCAUGGAUGUAGAGUUUGAUAUGCGCAGGGGACGAAUGGACCCUCACUGCCUCCCCCCUGUGAGCGAGGAGGAUGACGACGGCUUUAUUGAAGACAACUACAUCCCGGCCAGUGAGAGAGCCCGGGCUCAGAGAGCAGCUGAGGACAUGGAGGAAGACACAGAAGAAGAUGUGAUUGAAUUCAGCAUCACUUAGAGUAUCUGGAUGCAUGUGGUUCAUUGGUUGAACCAGAAACCUCCCAGAAACCAUUUCUACUCCAUUGUUUGUCUCGUCAUGUUUUUCAAAGUGGAUACACACUGUUUAUAUGCAUUAUAUUGAAAUUAAUUUUUACACAUGCCUUCUAGUCUGAGUAUGGGCUUUGAAGGAACAUUAAAUCCAUGGGCAACAGUUUCAACAUAUUUUAAAGAGCAUGCAAACAUGUAAAAGUCAAAAUCAGCAAGAGAGAAGCACUGGCUAUCUUGAAACAUUGCAAGAACCAAACAUUUAAUCCUCUGAAGAAUUUAUUUUAAUUUCCAACAUUUAUCCAAGGAUAUUUAGCUACAUAACACAUUUUUGGAACAUGGCUGCAUUCCAUUUGUACUCGCAAUUCUGAAUUUCCAAUAACCACUGGAGCGACGAAGCCAUUCUGAAUUAUUUAAAAGUUAAAGGUUUCUAACUAACAGUGAUUUCAAAAUCCAUCAUGGCUCUCUUGAACUUAGAAAAGCACAGCUAAUCUACCUCCCAGUUUAAAAUUUCUCCACAGCAAUUUAUUACUUCCACAAGCAACAAAACAUGGAAGUAUUUUAACAAUGACAGCAGUUGGAUUAUUUUUAGUGUUGUGAUUUUUGCACAGUGAAACUUUGAAUCUUUGCUUUUAUGGUACAGAAGUGGCAGUUUUUGACAUGUAAGGAGCUCAGUGCCAAACACAGCAAUGUUUUAAAUGUUUUAAAUUAUUUUGAGUGAUUAGUGUGAGACUGAAUGUGAUUUUGGUUACAUUUAGGGUGGCAGAUUAGAGGGACAAGGGUGUACACUUAAGAUGAAUUUCAUGUCACUCAUCUGUCUCUGAAAUCUCUUAUCUUCUUAAACUGUUAUCCAGCUGUGUGAAAAUUAUUUUCUAUUACACUUUUCCUUCUGCUUUAAUUUCCAAUGUGGCACUUUGCUUGAAAACUGUCAGGUCGACAGACAGUUCAAAAUGCUACCAUAGCCUAAAACAACUUUUUGAACCGACACAUUUGUAAGAAAAUGAACAUUACCUUCUGAUAUUUUUGUAUGUUUUUUUGCUGUUGUUGUUCAUUUUGAAUAGCUGAAAUAAAUGUUAAGGGUUCAAAUUUUUUUAAUACACCAGUAAGUGUGUUAGAAAAAAUACUUAGGCCUACUACAUGUGUGCAAACAGUUCAGUUAAAGCUUCAGAAAAACUGCAUCGUAUACUUUCAUGCUUUCAGUGUCAGAAUUAAAAAAAUAGAAAAAGAUUCUUCUUAAAUCUUCUUAUUAAAGCUAAUUUUCUAAAACCUAAACGUAUCUAUGUGACUGUAACUGUGCCACUUUUACGAACAGAUAUAGUUGAUUUUAAAACUGAAGGAAUAACUUUAGGACUUUUCGCUUCAAGGAGCAGCAGCUCGAGUCUCUCACCGUCUCCUUCUCCUCUAAGCUCCGCGGCACGAUGUGACAUAAACAACAGUAAUUAAGCGUGGCGCUGCGCGCUGGGUCGAGCCCUGAAGCGUUUCUGUGUGAGGCCAUUCAGCUGAUGAGAGCAGCCUGACAGGUCUGCGCGGAGCUGUCAGGCGAGGCUGCAUCCGGAAGAGUGACACGUCAAGUUCAAACCGAAACCGGAAGCAGAGCUACUUUGACUUUAAAACAAAAGCGUUGAAAUUCACACCGUCAGCCCAUUGGCGGAAAAAAAUACAGAAAAAUAGACAAGAUUACCGCUUAAUAAUAAUAAUAAUGCCCAGAGUAUUGCAUGCUUUAACUUCAAAUCUGUGCAAACUGUAGUUUAUAAUGUGGGCCUAAACAGAUGGCAACCCAUAAAAGCAUUAAAAAUGUGAAGUGUAUGUAAUUUCUUAUAGAUAUUACUGGAGAAACGACGAAUUAUGACUUUUGAAAAUAUUGCAAUUGUCUUAAAAUGUAUUCUUACAUAUAAAG
Molecule: messenger RNA, 2950 nt
Organism: Poeciliopsis prolifica (blackstripe livebearer)
Lineage: Eukaryota; Metazoa; Chordata; Actinopteri; Cyprinodontiformes; Poeciliidae
Gene: cunh1orf210
Product: chromosome unknown C1orf210 homolog
Exons: 4
Coding region: 590-1027 (145 amino acids)
Source: RefSeq, a predicted model, not a curated record